Messenger RNA from Staurois parvus, 425 nucleotides. The record is from the annotation of a GenBank genome assembly. Lineage: Eukaryota; Metazoa; Chordata; Amphibia; Anura; Ranidae.
AUUGGCAGAGAGGGGUGGAGGACACCGAGUGGAGGCCAGUGGAGGGAUUGGCAGAGGGGGGUGGAGGACACUGAGUGGAGGCCAGUGGAGGGAUUGGCAGAGAGGGGUGGAGGACACCGAGUGGAGGCCAGUGGAGGGAUUGGCAGAGGGGGGUGGAGGACACCGAGUGGAGGCCAGUGGAGGGAUUGGCAGAGGGGGGUGGAGGACACUGAGUGGAGGCCAGUGGAGGGAUUGGCAGAGAGGGGUGGAGGACACCGAGUGGAGGCCAGUGGAGGGAUGGCAUAUAUGGAACGACUGAAAGAGGGGAUAGCCUGCGAUGAGGUCGGUCAAUGAGGAGGGAGUUACAAUAGUCAAGGUGAGAGAUAACAAGGGAGUGAAUAAGUUGCUUAGUGGUUUCCGAGGUUAGGAACGGGUGUGUCUUGGAG